Messenger RNA from Megachile rotundata (alfalfa leafcutting bee), 1770 nucleotides. Its product is annotated as tubulin monoglutamylase TTLL4. Gene Ontology annotation, molecular function: tubulin-glutamic acid ligase activity; tubulin binding. Gene Ontology annotation, biological process: microtubule cytoskeleton organization; protein polyglutamylation. Lineage: Eukaryota; Metazoa; Arthropoda; Insecta; Hymenoptera; Megachilidae. Gene Ontology annotation, cellular component: ciliary basal body. The record is from RefSeq and is a predicted model, not a curated record.
AUGACGAAUCUACGAUUCAAGAAGGCGAACCGUGAAAAGAAAAUGGCGACUGUGAAGAGGAGACACGACGCGAGUACCUGUACGAGUUGCAGCACGCUGUCAUCGGGCGAUUACCGGAAGAUCGACGAAAUGUACGAAUACACGGAGAUGACCGAGCAUUUAUUGUCCGUGAAGGCGCGAGUGCGUUUAAGGACGAAGGAGGUCGCGGAGAAAAAGUGGAAGCUGCCGGUGCGUAAGAGCCUGUUCGCCCACGUCCCGCCGUUCAUUAUUUUCAAGAACCAGGACGGCUCGAAAUUGCCGGCAGAAAUCUCCAGACACUUGUUAUGGUUGCGUACCGGUAAUUACACGCCGCGUAUCAUCGCGUCCACGGUGCUGAAGUCCGGAUUCCGAACGAUCGGUAGAUCGACGGGUAAUUGGUGCGGCACCUGGUGCAGCAAUCGGACGUACACGAAGCUGAAGAGCACCAAGGCGUUCUCGAAGGUGAGCUGUUUCCCUAGCUGCGUGCAGUUGGGCGACAAGAUAGCGAUGUGGACGAACUUUAGGAGGAUGAAGACGAAACACGGCAGCAAGAGUUUCGAUUACAUGCCGGUGACAUUUGUGCUGCCCGAGGAGAGGAACAGCUUGAGGAAAUUUAUGAGGAGGAAUGAUGGGAUUUGGAUCGUUAAACCGCCGGCAGGAUGCGCCGGUAGCGGCAUCAGGCUGGUCACUCGAUUGCAGGACAUUCCCGAACGGAAACCGCUUGUUGCGCAGCGGUAUAUUUCCAGACCGCACCUCCUCAACGGAAUAAAAUUCGACAUCCGCCUAUACGUGCUCCUAACCAGCAUCGACCCCCUCCGCAUCUACCUCUACAAGGAAGGCCUAGUCCGCCUAGCCACCGUAAAGUACGCCAACGACGUCACAACCCUCUCCAACCGAUUCAUGCACUUGACAAACACCAGCGUGAACAAAUUCAGCCCUAACUUCCAGCCGAACGACGACCCCGAUUCGUGCAAGGGCAACAUGUGGUCCCUGCGAUGCCUGUGGAAGUAUUUAUCCAGCAUGGAGAACGUGAACACCCUGGAACUAUGGAGCAGAAUCCGCGACAUCGCGAUAAAGACGGUGAUAUCUGCCGAGGCGGCCAUGUUUACCGCCUGGAAGAAGACUUCGAUGUCGCCGUACAAUUUUUAUCAGCUGUUCGGCUUCGACGUCCUUCUGGACAAGCAGUAUCGACCCUGGCUGCUGGAGGUGAACGAUUUCCCGUCGAUGGAGCCUGAUACACCACUUUGCGAGCUGGUGAAAGGUCAGCUGGCCAAGGACUAUUUGAACCUGGUCGGUUUCCAUGUGCCCGACCUGCUGAGCGACAAGGAGUUGAGGCUUCUGAGACUCAUCUGCAAGCAGCAUGGUGUUUGCUACAAUCGACAACUGUAUCCUGGAGUGCUGACUUGGAAGGACAGACAGAAGCAGUAUGUUCACUCGAAGAUGAAGAGGAAGGAGUACAUGAGGACGAUUCUGAAGAAGCUGACGCCGGACGAUGUGAGGGUGCUCAUCAGGCAUGAAGAUGAGGUGGCGCAGACGGGGAACUUUGAGAGGAUCUUUCCGACGCCUAAUACGUUUCGGUAUUUGGGCUUUUUUGAUAAGGUUAGGUAUUAUAAUUUGCUGAUGGACGCGUGGGAAACGGAGUAUGGGUAUAAUCGGAGCGCGGGGAUUGAGAAGUUGAGGAAGCUUUGUAAGAGGAAGUAUCAUUUGACCUGAGGGGAUUUUGUGGGUGGAGAUUAGUUGUAGUCAUUUGGU